CGUCCUUUUCCUAUUUACAACAUGUCUUCAACUUCACCGGAUAAUACAAACCCGGCGUCGAACACUCAAAACAAAAUACUCGCUAUCAAUUCAGGAAUUUUAAUCUCCGGCGCAUCUUUCAUAAUAAUUUUGGCAGUAUACAACCUUUUAAUAGAUUGGGUUCUCACUAUCGCAAAUGUCUCACAGAUAACAACCGAGAAUUCAAAUUCGCUAUUACGUUCAACAAAAUUAACAGUUUAUGAACGGUACUCUAUAAACAUUAUAAAGUUUCUUCUCCCGGCAUUUUCAUUACUCGCUGUAAUAGGAUCAAUAAAAGAAUUCGAUUCAAAUACACUGGUAUCUCCGGAACAUUCAUUAGCAAAAGGAGACAUUAUGAUAAAAGUUUCAACGAUAUGUUUUCUGACCAGCAUGGUUUUUUAUAUGAUUCUUAUCACAUAUUUCGCAUUGAAAUAUAGCAAUAAACCUUUACAAUCACAAUUAAAGGUUUUGGUUUUAUAUAUAGUUGGAGCCUUAUUAUUGAUUGGAUUAAUUUACAGAACUUUUAUAAUUUUCGCUCCAUCUACCGAUAAAAUCAAUAAAAUCAAUAAAUAUAGUUGGAUCUUUUAUGUAUUCGAGUCUCUUCCGGAGGUUUUGAUUUUGAUUAUCUUGGGAGGUGUUAUAUUGGGUGAAUGGUUUUUUGAGGAAGACAAUAUAGAAUUGACAAACAUUAAAACUGUGUCGAUUGGUUCAGUCAUGGAUAGGAAUGGGAAUGCAAGCGCGAAUGUUUGA
This is a messenger RNA of Funneliformis geosporum, 768 nucleotides long. The record is from the annotation of a GenBank genome assembly. Lineage: Eukaryota; Fungi; Glomeromycota; Glomeromycetes; Glomerales; Glomeraceae.